AAAUAAAAUAAAAAAAAGCCGGUCAAGGGCUGCCAGCGCAUACCACAUAAUAACCCUAUCCCCUUUCGCGACACCUCCUAGAGACUGUCACUAUGGAACAAUCGCAAACCGACCGUGUGCAUUUCGGAUCCAUAGAGGCGGAGGAACGACGUCGUAAUCAAACCCGAAUGGCUGUUGAUCAAGACGAUUCCACCGGAAUCAAUCUGGAAGAUCUAUCCGACGAAACACACUAUGAACUAUCAGGAUCAUCCCAGGUUGUUCGAGAAGAACAAGACGCCGUUGUUGAGGAAUUUGAGCGUCGUGCUCGCGCUCGUCAGCUCGCAGUCCCAACUGACGAUGGACGUGUUCGCGCACGGCUGCGCGAACUAGGCGAACCCCAGUGCCUCUUCGCUGAAGGCCCUGGCGACAGACGUGAUCGUCUUCGCUAUUUACUCUCGCAACGGGAAGGUGCAGGAGAAGCCGAAGAUGAGGAAAUGGAGAGCGUCAAAUCUAAUGAAGAGGAAGCUGAAGAAGAGUUUUUCACUCCCGGAUCACAAGAAUUAUUGGAGGCUAGGCAAUGGAUAGCAAAGUAUUCCAUUCCAAGAGCGAAAACCAGGAUUAUACAGCAUAAGGCAGAACAAGACACCCCUAUACCUUCACUCAGAAAAUCUAGGAAGGAACUACAUGAUCGUUUAAAGAACUACACAAAUUGGUCAUCCCAACUUGCAGACGACCGACCACUUGCUCAAUGUGCAUUCAGUCCCGACUCAUCCAUGGUCAUCACUGGAGCUUGGUCAGGCUUGUGUAAACUAUGGUCUGUAUCUAACAGCGAAUGUAUAAAAACGUUGAGGGGACAUACAGAUCGUAUUGGUGGAGUUGUAUUCCAUCCGCAAUCAACGAUAUCGCAAGACAAAGCCAGCUUGAACAUUGCUACUGGUGGUGCUGACUCGAAUAUUCACUUAUGGAACUUGGAAAGUGAAACGCCAAUGGCAACUAUGAGUGGACAUGCCGGUCGAAUUGCUAGGAUAGAUUUCCAUCCUUCUGGACGGUUUGUUGGUAGUGCUAGCUUUGAUGGGACCUGGCGUCUGUGGGAUGUCGACACCACUCAAGAAUUGUUAAUGCAAGAGGGUCAUUCUCGUGAAGUUUAUGCUCUAUCUUUCCAAGGAGAUGGAUCACUGGUUGCCAGCGGCGGCUUGGAUGCUAUUGGAAGAGUAUGGGAUAUGCGAACAGGAAGAUCGUCCAUGACUUUACAAGGCCAUGUGAAAGAUAUUCUGGCUCUAAGCUGGUCUCCAAACGGUUACCAACUUGCGUCCGGAAGUGCUGACAAUACAGUUCGGAUAUGGGAUAUGCGAAAUUUGCGCAGUAUCUACACCAUUGCAGCUCAUCGCUCUCUUGUCUCCGAUGUCAAAUUCUAUCGUGGUCAGCCUCCAGUCUCAGGAGCUAUGGAUACAGACCUCGCCAAUCAUGCAGGACAAUACCUUGUUACAGGCGGCUAUGACGGAAGCGUCAAGAUAUGGAGCGCCGAUGAUUAUAAGUUAAUCAAAAGCUUGGAAGGACAUGAAGGCAAAGUUAUGGGCGUUGAUGUCUCAAACGAUGGAAAAUACGUUGUCUCUUCUGGUUACGAUCGGACGUUCAAAUUCUGGGCCGACGAGAAUAUGGCCGUAUAGACUGACUGUAGAUACUUAAACACUAAAGCAAAUGAUUUAUUAAAUGGAAAUGUAGCAUUCAUAUAAUUCUUGACACA
Molecule: messenger RNA, 1723 nt
Organism: Umbelopsis ramanniana AG
Lineage: Eukaryota; Fungi; Mucoromycota; Umbelopsidomycetes; Umbelopsidales; Umbelopsidaceae
Exons: 9
Coding region: 93-1646 (517 amino acids)
Biological process (GO): mRNA splicing, via spliceosome
Cellular component (GO): U4/U6 x U5 tri-snRNP complex
Molecular function (GO): U6 snRNA binding; U4 snRNA binding; protein binding
Source: RefSeq, a predicted model, not a curated record